Lineus longissimus is the source of this 4685-nucleotide messenger RNA. RefSeq names its product ubiquitin-conjugating enzyme E2 R2-like. Lineage: Eukaryota; Metazoa; Nemertea; Pilidiophora; Heteronemertea; Lineidae. Gene Ontology annotation, biological process: protein polyubiquitination; ubiquitin-dependent protein catabolic process. The transcript has 5 exons. The coding region runs from base 151 to 891 and encodes 246 amino acids. Gene Ontology annotation, molecular function: ubiquitin conjugating enzyme activity. The record is from RefSeq and is a predicted model, not a curated record.
CAUGUCGUCGCGAUAAAAUAAGUGGAAAAGGCUUGAAGAUUUCAGGGAAGACGGAAGAGCAAUUUUGUCGCAUCAAAAUAAUAAAUUCCGCUUUCUUUUCUUGUUCAACAUUAUCUCUAAUACGAUCUUUGAAUACUAGUAACGGUUCAGAUGGCUCAGAGUCCUACAGCGAGUGCUAAAAGGACCCUUCAGACUGAACUGAAGAAAAUCCUCACAGAACCCGUGGAAGGUUUUCUGGUCGACGUUCCUGAUGGGAACUAUUUUGAGUGGGAUGUGACGAUUUUUGGACCUCCUGGAACCCUUUAUGCCUCUGGUUAUUUCAAGGCCAAGAUGACUUUUCCGCAUGACUACCCAUACUCACCCCCAACACUGAAGUUCUCCAGUAGCACCAAGUUGUGGCAUCCAAAUGUCUACCAGAGUGGCGAGGUGUGCAUUUCCAUUUUACACCCACCGGUAGAUGAUCCACAGAGUGGUGAGCCGCCAUCUGAGAGAUGGAACCCAACACUUACUGUCAGAACAAUCCUCCUGAGUGUGAUCUCACUACUGAAUGAGCCAAACACAUUUUCCCCAGCCAAUGUUGAUGCGUCAGUCAUGUUCAGGAAGUGGAGAGAUUCCAAAGGAAAAGAUGACGAAUAUGAACAGGUUAUCAAAAAAUGUGUGGCCGAUUCAAUAUUGGUGGCAAAAAAAGAUAAAGUGAAAGUGCCUACAACGUUGUCGGAAUAUUGUGUAAGCUCGAAACCAAAACAAACUGAAACAUCAUCAUCGGAUGUUGGUGGUGACUUUUACGUUGACGAUUAUGCUGACGAUCAGGAUUACUAUGACGAUGAUGACGAGGAUAAUGCCUUUGAGUUUGAGGACGAUGAGGAGGAUUCUGGGAACGGCGAAUCAUGAUGACAAUGACAUUAAUUUGCCGCUACUAGAAAAAAUUCACAAGAAAAGCCAGACUUGGCUUUUAGUAAAGGUUAAUAAAAACAGCAAAAUAAUGCCAUUGUACAGCACUUUAUGAGUCAAGUCCAUGCAAUGACUAAAAUUUUAGAGUGUGGUCUUAUUCACAUUGGGUGUGCAAACUGUGGAUUAUUGUCAGCACUAUAAGCUGUGUCUUUUCAUGCUACAAAAUCAGAGCUGAAAAAUCCAAUACACAUCCAGUAUAAAGGGUGUUGCUCCAAAAUCAGAAAAACAUUUUUCUGGUUUGAAAACAAAACAUUCAUCCAUGGAAAUAAUCUUUUGGAUGAUGGGGGGUGGGGAGUACGUUUUCAAGCUGUUGAAAUUUCUUAGAUGGCUUACAGGAGGAUGUCUGUUAUUAUUUAUUGCACUGUCCAGUAGUGUUGAUGACGUCACAGUCUGAUUAUGAUAUGUUAAUGAGGAUACUGGUUGUUGUCCCUGUCUUGUAUAGACAAAACACUGCGGAACAUUUUAUAGAUAUUUAUUUUGACAAAAUGUUCCAAAAUUACCCACCCCCUCCUAUGCCUAUCUGAAGUUACGAAUAUUUUACAUUGUUUUAUGUUUAUGUUGUCUAAUUAUUGAAGAAUGUAGUUAAAUUGAAUGAUAAGGCAAUGAAUCUGUAUUAUAAAGUACAUGUAAACGUUGCAGCAAAGAGAUAUGUGUAUUGUAUUGUAAAUCAGUUGAUGUGACUUUUCCAGGGGUUCUAAAUUUCUUCGGACAAACAUGUGUAAUUCCUUUUCUAUUUGGUGGUUUGUAAUAAUGAAUAAGACUAGUACCUUCCAUGUAUAUGAGUAGGUUAUAAUGUACUUCAGAAUGGCAUAAAGGGGGUUGUUGUGUGUUUGACAAUGAAUGGUGCCCCACACAGGGAGUUCAUGUAGGAAGACUUUUUCAUCAUAUCACAAUAGACCCUUAACCACUUCCAAAAAUAUUUAAAAACAGUUUCGCAAUGGAUCUGAUUUUUGCUUUUAAUAGGGGUCAAAUGUUAAUAUUUCUUCAUCAGAUGAAGAAAAUUAGCGAUCUUUUGGGGAAUGUGCUCUAAGUCUCACAGAGGUAAGUCUCCAAAUAAAUAUAUAGGCGAAAAGUGGAUUGAUGGUCUUUUAUUAGCAGGCAAAUUACGGUUGGGGUCACAAGUUGAAUCACCUGGGCUUGAGGCAUAGUCAGUGAAGAUUAUCACAAAAUUUUGUGCAAAUCAUAAUCAGAUAAAACAAACUUGUCUGAUUUUUGUAAAUAGAUGGAACAUUUUAAGUGGUUUUAAAUCAUUUACGUAUUUGUAGUUAUUUGUGUAGGGUUUCUGGGUUUCAAGAUUAUUUACUCUUCAUAACAUGCCAAUGAAAAAAAGACCAUUUGCUUUUACAGAAAUCUGGAACUUCUGGGUUCAAAAUUUACUAAAUCAGUUGUUGUUGUCGCCAAUGAAAUACCCCAAAUUUGGCAAAAGUGGGAAAAGAAAUCAUUUCUAGCUGCGUGGUUAAAGCAGCAGAACACACCUAAAUUUGACCAGCAUGUACAUUUUUUGUCUUUUGUCUUUUGACUUUCUAAAGGGACUAAAUAGACCAAGGAGGAAUUGCAUGUUCUCCUGCUGUAAUGAGUCAGUUGCAUUUUUGGUUGAUUUUUGUGGUAUUCACAUUAGAUCUCCUGUGACAGGUGGGAUCACAGACAUACCAGGUGCUAGGACUCACCAGUAUGGCAUACAAUACACUGUUAGCGGGUGACUGUUGAAUGAUUCCUCAGUUACAAUGUCGCAGUGUUUGUUAAACAUUGUACGUCACCGAAAGUUUCCAAUUUGCCUUUAUUGUAAUGUAGCUUCUGUGAGAUGGGCAGUUUGUGAAUCUGAAGAGAGAGGGACCAAUUACAAAUAUUGGUUUAUUGCUCAGAAGAUGUAGAUAAAAUCGUAUUGAAAAUUGUGCAAGUCACAAUACGUUCUUCCAUUGUCAUGAAAUAUUAUUGCGACCUCCCUUAACGUACAUGUACACUCCUGCCGAACAUUAGGGUACUCUCUUUCAGUUCCAAAUUGGCCAUUUCAGAUGGACCACUGAAGUAUUGUGCAAUAUUUUGAUUCUUAAUUCCCACUAUUUGGCUUGCUGACUGAACGUUGCCCAACCAGUCCGUGAUGACAACCACAUCAAAGUAAAAGGUCUGGAACCUGAUUUUACUCAGCAGAAUGCCCACCUGUUUUGGUCGCGUAUGCACUUGUGAUAAAGCUUGAAAGACGUACUUAAAUUCCUAGUGGACAUUUUAGAGAGCAUUAUGAGCUCGUUCCAAUUGUACCAUUUAGUGUUUUCAGCUUUAUUCUGUGGCUAGCUUUCAAGAAGCAAGUACAUGUAAUUGCGCUUUCUGACAACCAUGUUUGUCAUUCUCAUUGGAUAUACUUUUGAGUUUGAAUUAAACGUUGACAGUUUUUAACUGACCUUAUAACUGGAGAACUUUGUUAUCUUACACUGUGACAUAAAACGACCAUAGUGCGCAUACUAUCAUCAUUCAUAUUAUUCUCUGCAGUAAAUUCUAAAACACCUUGGUUGCAGCAUAGCACUGUUUACAGUGUCGUGGUAGCAGUUAUAAUUAGGCAACCGUUACCCGCUUUAGUGUAAAAGACCAAAUAGUCAAAGAACAGUCUCAAUUACCAUUCAUUUCAUUGUUUGGUUUCAGGUGUUUUAGAAUGAUGGCAAACUUGAGGUAUUGGUUGUCUCACCAGAUACUGCAAGAGUGGAGCCGUCAUUUUGCCCAAAACCUUGGCUGCCAUCCUGGUUUUGACCUACAUUUUAGCCCCACCCUUACGGUGUUUGGUGAGACAGCCAAUACCUCCAGUUUACCAUCAGUUCUUUAAGUCAGAUAUAUGAUUGGUUAUCGCAUGUUAGUAUUUAUAGUUAAGAUGUUUUUGAGUACACGUGAAUUUCAGGCGAACUGUUGUUCUCAGAACAAGCACAAUCAUUUUAGUUGAAAUAUCUUGUUGUUUGUUUCUUACUGGUUGUGAAGACAACCUUGCACUAGAAUUGACAGCAGCCUUGCCCGAUUCAAUCUAGAAUUGGCAGAAGCCUUGCCUUUCCUAUUCAUGCUAGAAUUGGCAGCAACUUCAGGCCAUUGUAGCUUGGUGUCACCACAGUAGAAACUGAACUGUUUUGGUGAGAUGCCUGCUUUACCCUAGCCUAAGGUAGUUUGACUGAAUGUAUUGCUGUGAUUGAAAAGUCUAUGUACAUGUGUGUGUAUUAUCCUUACAACUACGUCCCUUGCCAUCUUGGGUCUGAUUGUCUUUUAACACUGAUUGAAGGGAAAAUUUGUUCUCAGCCCAGUUGUAAAAUUAAACUGGGGAAGAUACAUAUGUGUUAAUGGGAUGCAUAGCAGGUCUCACACAAGGCUCCCUCACAUAAUCUAUGGAUGUCCCUCAGUCAAGGUUAGGUUUGCUUAUCAGUGAAAUCGAAGGUGUUCUGGGUCUAUAGAAAUGUGAGACCACCAAGUAAGAUGUGAUGGUGAUUUUGAAGUCUAUUCCACUAAACUUAAACAUUUGAAAAGAACGCUAAAAACUGUAGGAUAGUGAUCAGUUGGAAACUCACCAAAGCAGCAAUGCAAAUCAGUAAUGUGAAUCGCUUAUAGGCCACCUGUGUGUGCCCUUCUUUAGGUUAGAGGGUUGUGAUUGUACUAGUUGUUUCAUUCUAUGAGGGACGGUCUUCCUCGCCACUGUUAUCUAUUCCCAUACAUUACAUGUAUGUCUUAUAAAUAAUAAUUGAAUAAAAAACAGAUUUUAAAAAGCA